AUGCUGUGUUGUUCGAUGGUCGAAACAAUAUCGUGAAGAAAUAGUAAUUCGCACUCCUUUUUGGCUCCUUCAGUGAUUUCAACUUUGGAGGUCGUUUUCAUUCUUUUCUUGAAACCCAUUCUCUUGAAGAGGCUUUUUGCCCAACUGUUAUCAAUUUUAAUAUGCCCCAACUCAAAUUGAGGGUUUCGUGAUAUUAGAGCUUUCGCUGCAGCGGUUGCAACUGUUCUUGAAACAACACCUCCUCGAUUUCUCAGUGCAAUUAAAAAUCUUUGUACCAUCUCAUCUAGACUGCCAAGGAACAGAGGUCUACCGCGUUUCAAAGGAACAAAUUUGGUUACCACGCUACGUUUUUCUCGGGUUGAAUCUUUCAGCUCUUUUUUGUAAAGAUUGCCAAAUCUUCGAGCUGUACUCUCACUUAACGGCCUGUCUUUGGUUUGAAACUUUGUGAUUGCAGCCGCACCACCAUGAAUCGCAACAUAUUUUCCGAUAUCAAAUCUUUCUUUUUCUGACCAACGGUUGUAUGAUUUUUUGCCACUGGAUUUAACAUUUUCAGUCGCGUCUGUAACAGCUUCGUAGUCUAACGAACCAAGGGAUGAUUCUUGCUGGAAGUCAGUUGGUUGUGGGCCUAAAAUGAAUAAAACGAACCACUAUGUAAUUGCGAAUUUUGACCAAAAAUUAAAAAUUUUCAAACAAAGAAAGAAACUUCUUCGCAGGUAGGUAUAACAAAAAAAAACAUCAAAGAGAAAUACUUACUUUGUUCCCUAGAACUGUUUGAAGGUGUUUCGUCUGAAGUUUUUUCCUUUUCAGCGGCCCUUUGUUGAGCUUCUUUCUCUUGUAAUUUAGCUAACUUCCUGAUGUAAGACAUUUUGAAAGCCGGGAGAUAAAAAAGGAAACAGCUAGAAAAGAAAAGACGUCCAUAUGGCUUACAACAAGACGUUCGAGUUUACAGCUGCUGUCAGAGGAUUCCAUUAUUAUAAAACUUAUUGGAAACCUGAGGAAAAUCAAUCACUGGACUGCUUUCAUGAGAACAACAAUGUUUUCGAUAGAUUUGCAAUCAAAGUUUGUGAAUUCGGAAAUGACAAACCAGUUGGCCAUUUACCCAAAGAAAUCUCAAGGGUUACAAAAUUUCUUCUGGACAGAGGAGCGUCUAUGAAAUCCACGUUGACAAGUGUACACUAUCGAAGAUCACCUCUCGUUCAAGGAGGCUUGGAGAUCCCCUGUAAAAUAACUGUUACUUUACCAGGGACAGUAAACAAUCUUUUGGUUCUUGCAAGAUACCAACAACUUGUAGAAGCCUUGUAUACAGAGCCGAAAGAGGAAUUGAUUCUUGGUUCGUUCUUACAUAUUGCAGUUAUUUUAGAUGUCGUGGUUCCAACCGAAGAGAGACCAAAGCGUAAAAAAAAUACAGCCAAAAGCCAAAGCAAAGAGACGAAAAAGCAAAAAGAUAUUCGAAACUUUUUUGGAAACACCUCAGCUGCACCAGCCCCAAAAAGGCAAAAAGUUAACAACAAACCUAAAAAGUCGUCACCAUCGUCAAGCAAGGACUUAGAAAUCAUAAAUAUUGAUUAAAAAUUAUCUUGUAUUAGAGGUUUAUUAUGACAUAAUAUUUCUAGCGCAAAGGUAUAUUUCUAAAAGAUAUAAAAAAUUGAAAAAAAGUU
Hydractinia symbiolongicarpus is the source of this 1658-nucleotide messenger RNA. RefSeq lists its product as uncharacterized. The record is from RefSeq and is a predicted model, not a curated record. Lineage: Eukaryota; Metazoa; Cnidaria; Hydrozoa; Anthoathecata; Hydractiniidae. Gene Ontology annotation, molecular function: nucleic acid binding; zinc ion binding; hydrolase activity, acting on acid anhydrides, in phosphorus-containing anhydrides. The transcript has 2 exons. Bases 919 to 1569 code for a protein of 216 amino acids.